AUGUCUACCUACGCCCUCCCGCAGUCUCACAAGGAGAUGCUCGAGAAGUCUCUUCUCGAGACCGACCCUGAGGUCGCUGAGAUCAUGAGGCGUGAGAUCCAGCGGCAGCGCGAGUCCAUCAUUCUGAUCGCCUCGGAGAACGUCACCUCGCGCGCCGUCUUCGAUGCCCUUGGCUCGCCCAUGUCCAACAAGUACUCCGAGGGUCUCCCCGGUGCCCGCUACUACGGUGGCAACCAACAUAUCGACGAGGUGGAGCUGUUGUGCCAGAAGCGUGCUCUUGAGGCCUUCCACCUUGAUAGCGAGAAGUGGGGCGUCAACGUCCAGUGCCUCAGUGGCAGCCCUGCCAACCUGCAGGUGUACCAGGCCCUCAUGCCCGUCCACGGCCGCCUCAUGGGCCUCGACCUGCCCCACGGCGGCCAUCUGAGCCACGGCUACCAGACCCCCCAAAAGAAGAUCUCGGCUGUCUCCACCUACUUCGAGACCAUGCCGUACCGCGUCGACAUUGAGACGGGCAUCAUCGACUACGACACCCUGGAGAAGAAUGCCCAGCUGUUCCGCCCCAAGAUCCUUGUUGCCGGCACCUCGGCCUACUGCCGCCUGAUUGACUACGCUCGCAUGCGCAAGAUUGCCGACUCCGUUGGUGCCUACCUGGUUGUCGACAUGGCCCACAUCUCGGGUCUGAUCGCUGCUGGCGUUAUCCCCUCGCCCUUUGAGUACGCCGACGUCGUCACCACCACCACCCACAAGUCGCUCCGUGGUCCCCGCGGUGCCAUGAUCUUCUUCCGCAAGGGCGUCCGCUCGGUCGAUGCCAAGGGCAAGCAGACGCUCUACGACCUGGAGAACCCCAUCAACUUCUCUGUGUUCCCCGGCCACCAGGGUGGCCCGCACAACCACACCAUCACAGCUCUGACCGUUGCCCUGAAGCAGGCUGCGUCACCCGACUUCAAGGCCUACCAACAGCAGGUUGUGGACAACGCCAAGGCUCUGGAGGUCACCUUCAAGAAGCUUGGCCACAAGCUGGUGUCGGACGGCACUGACUCGCACAUGGUCCUGCUGGACCUGCGCCAAUUUUCUCUGGACGGCGCCCGUGUUGAGGCCGUCCUUGAGCAGAUCAACAUUGCCUGCAACAAGAACAGCAUUCCCGGCGACAAGAGCGCCCUGACCCCCUGCGGUAUCCGCAUCGGCACUCCGGCCAUGACCAGCCGCGGCUUCGGCACGGCUGAUUUCGAGCGCGUCGCCAACUACAUUGACCAGGCCGUCAAGAUCUGCAAGGAGGUCCAGGCUGCCCUCCCCAAGGAGGCCAACAAGCUCAAGGACUUCAAGGUCAAGGUCGCCAGCGGCGAGGUCGAGAAGAUUAACGCUCUCAAGAAGGAUAUUGCUGCUUGGUCGAGCGGCUUCCCCCUGCCCGUUGAGGGCUGGCGCGUCGAUGCUGGCAUCUAA
Sporothrix brasiliensis 5110 is the source of this 1440-nucleotide messenger RNA. Its product is annotated as glycine hydroxymethyltransferase. Gene Ontology annotation, biological process: folic acid metabolic process; L-serine catabolic process; tetrahydrofolate interconversion. Gene Ontology annotation, cellular component: cytoplasm. NCBI's taxonomy places the organism in Eukaryota, Fungi, Ascomycota, Sordariomycetes, Ophiostomatales, Ophiostomataceae. The record is from RefSeq and is a predicted model, not a curated record. The transcript has 3 exons. Bases 1 to 1440 code for a protein of 479 amino acids. Gene Ontology annotation, molecular function: glycine hydroxymethyltransferase activity; cobalt ion binding; serine binding.